Nomascus leucogenys (northern white-cheeked gibbon) is the source of this 1071-nucleotide messenger RNA. Its product is annotated as cyclin-Y-like protein 2. Lineage: Eukaryota; Metazoa; Chordata; Mammalia; Primates; Hylobatidae. Gene Ontology annotation, biological process: regulation of canonical Wnt signaling pathway; regulation of cyclin-dependent protein serine/threonine kinase activity. Gene Ontology annotation, cellular component: plasma membrane. Gene Ontology annotation, molecular function: protein kinase binding; cyclin-dependent protein serine/threonine kinase activator activity. The record is from RefSeq and is a predicted model, not a curated record.
AUGGGGAACACACUGAACUGUUGUGUGUGCACCAAGUGGGGCUGGCACCGGGGGCGUGUGUGUCCCUGUGAGCCUGAGAUCUGUGAGGCAGCAACUGGGAACACAACGCCAGUAGCACCAGUGCCUGCUGCUGUAGAGCCUACUGAAUUUGCUUUUGAAGCUGUUGAGAGCCUCCAUGUACACCACAUCCAAGACCGAGAGAUGACAGAAGAUAGCGCUUUGGAGCCAAACCCUUCUGAUGAUCCAAGGGCAGGCACAAUCUUCUUGCAAAAAGCUCAAACAGAUGUUCAAGAAAAGAGAAAGAGCAACCACAUGAACCAUGUAUCUACUAAGCAUUUUAUUAAAAAGUGCAGCUCGUGUUCAACCAUAUACCUAGAUGACAGCACAGCCAGCCAGCCUCAUCUUACAACCGUAGUAAAAUCUGUGGCCUUAGCAAUAUAUUAUCACAUGAAGAAAAGAGAUGCAGAUAAAUCCCUUGAUAUAUUUGAUGAGCAAUUACAUCCACUCACUCAAGAAAAGAUGCCAAAGGAAUACUUUGAGUAUGUUCCUGAACACAAGUUUAUUUACAGAUUUGUCCGUGUUCUUUUUAAAGCCACAAACCUAACAGCUGAAUUUGCAAUAGUAACUUUGAUUUACAUAGAAAGACUCUUAAGUUAUGCGGAGAUAGACCUUUGCCCAACCAACUGGAAGAGGAUUGUCAUGGGAGCCAUUCUUCUCGCCUCCAAAGUUUGGGAAGAUGUGACUAUAUGGAAUGGGGAAUACUGCAGGCUCUUUGGGAACACUAGCAUUGAAGACAUGAAUGAGCUUGAAAGACAGUUUUUGCAGCUAAUUGACUAUAACGUCAAAGUUUCUGGAAGUGUUUAUGCCAAGUACUAUUUUGAUCUUCGAUCCUUGGCAAAGGACAAUAGCUUGCAUUUGCCAGUUUAUCUUCUCAACAAAGAAAGGGCACAGAACCUGGAAGCUAUUUCAAGGAUGGAAGACGCCAAAAUCUUUUAUAGUGCUACCAUGAGAAGGUCCUUCAGGGCUGAUAAUUUCAUUAAUUUUCAGCGCUCUAAAGCCAUUAUCUCUUGA